This is a messenger RNA of Capsicum annuum, 1701 nucleotides long. RefSeq names its product R3H and coiled-coil domain-containing protein 1. NCBI's taxonomy places the organism in Eukaryota, Viridiplantae, Streptophyta, Magnoliopsida, Solanales, Solanaceae. The record is from RefSeq and is a predicted model, not a curated record. Bases 197 to 1276 code for a protein of 359 amino acids. The transcript is spliced from 7 exons. Gene Ontology annotation, molecular function: nucleic acid binding.
CAAAAUAAGUAUUUACAAAUUCACCACACAAAAGAAAAAGAGAUUUUCAUUUAGGUACAAAAAUAAGAAAGAACAUAUAUAAAAAGGUAAAGUUACAAAAAAUAAACAAAACAUUUCUGAGCUCCAAUUCUCUGAAAAUCUAGUUCCCUUCAAAAUCCUACUGUAAAACCCCAUCUUGCAUUCUUGAUUUUCCGGCAUGGAUAUCGACGGAAACUGGUCGGAAAAGGUGGAGGAUCUCAUCGACACCGGAGAGAUCAAUGAAGCCAUUUCUUUCCUUGAAAAAUUAGUAACUGACUCCCCAAAUUCGUCAGAUUCCCCUCAACAGUUAUCUACUGUACUAUUGGAGUUGUCGAAGCUUUAUUCUACUAAAGGCUUAUCUUUAUUAGCUGACCAGACGCGCACAAGAGCAUUUCUCAUUAAACAGCAGCAAGAAUCUAUUAAAGAAAAUAGAGAUGUAAAUGCUACCAAGGAGCCAACUGGUGAUGGUACUUCAAGAAGUGGGGUUUCACAAAGUGAGGCGCUUGCGUGCGAUAAUGAUGAUCACGCCAGAUUGCAAAUUGAUACCUCACAGAAUGAUGGGGAUGAUGAUUGGGAGGCUAUUGCUGAUCGUGCUCCGGAUGAAUUACUUUCCCCACAGCACUUGCCAGAAGUGUCUAAAAUUUCUUUGCAAGAUUCAAAAGUUCAAGGCCCAAAGCGACGUGGAAGGGGUACAUUCUCCUAUCAGAAACAGAGUCUCUACAGUGAUCAGCAGUCUGAUGAGCCUGCCGUUGAUGACAUUGAAGAUGAAACUGUUUCCCAUAUCCCGGAAGGGAGCCCAGAUGCGAAAAAUUUAAACUAUGGAACGCGCCAUGUCGUGGUUCUGGCUGAUUUCCCACCAAGCACUAAAACAAAUGACCUAGAGAAACUGUUGGAAAAAUUUAAAGACGAUGUAGCAAUUCGCUGGGUCAAUGAUACAGUUGCACUUGCAGUGUUCAGAACACCAUCCCUUGCACUAGAGGCCAGCAGCUCAAUUCACUGUCCAUUUACGGUAAGGGUACUGUGCGAGGAGGAUGAACUUUUGAGCUCAAUUAAACCAAGAGAUCUAGAGCCUCCUCGUAGAAGACCUCAGACAUCAGCUAGAACCGCCCAGAGGCUGAUUGCUCAAAGUAUGGGUAUAAAGUUGCCUUCUACAGACUUUGGGUCCAAAGAAUAUAGGAGACAGGAGGAAGCCAGGAAGAACCGGAUAGUUUCAAGACAAAACCUGAAGAAUGAUGCUUGGGGUGAUGAUGACAACUAAGAUUUACUAUUUGUUAAGCUCUCUCAAAGUUAUUUGUUCUUCGGUAUGCAUUAAACUAGUGUUACGGCUCUGAAAUCCGCAAAGUAUUAACCAGCCUUUGCUUAGUUCUUGAGUUUUGCACAUCUUUGAACAGACAUUCUUGAUAUUAUCCAAUUGUUUAAAAAUGUACUGUACUCAUGCUUGUAUAGCUACAAAAAUGAGCCAAACCACAUUCAAAUCUCCAGUUUCUGAUGUAUAUCUGUGAUGUUAAAAUUGUACUAUCAUUUGUUUGGGCUGGCUGUCUAAUUGGAAGCUGUGACUUGUCCCGUUGGUAUUGUUUGGUAGUAAUGUGCUGAAUAGAGCAAAACAUUCAUUUGACAAUAUGGGUUGUUAAAUUCAAUAAGUUAAUGUAUACAUAUUUCAUGUGUUUAAAUUUUGAGUUCUUU